AUGGCGACGCGGCGGGCGGCUUGGCGGGACCGGGACCCCGACCCCGACCCGGACUGGGCCGGGAUGGCGGCGCUCCCGGAGAAGACCAUGAACGGCUGGGUCCUGCAGUUCUACUUCCACCGGGCCAUAGAGGCCUACCGCUCCGGGCGCAACCGGGAUUUUCGCCAGUUCCGCGACAUCAUGCAGGCGCUGCUCGUGCGGCCCCUGAACAGGGAGCCGGAGAUGGCCCAAAUGCUCCGGAUAAUGCAGCUGCUGUCGCGGGUCGAGGAGGGCGAGAACCUCGAUUGCACCUUCGACAAGGAGUCAGAGCUGACCCCACUUGAGUCGGCCAUGCUUGUCUUGGAUUUCAUCCGUGAGGAAUUCUCUGUGGCGGACAAGACAAUGGAGGCUGUGCAGAAAAUGGUGAAGGAAGCUGCUGUUGUCGUUUGUAUCAGAAACAAGGAGUUUGAAAAAGCUUCUAAUAUUGUCAAGAAGCACAUGGGGAAGGAGCCCAGAAAUCAAAAAAAGAGAAAUGAGUGGCUGGCUGUCAUCCGAGAGAAGAAUCCCUCUCAUCCAAAGGUGAAAAACUUCUCCUAUGAGAAUUUCCAGCAGAGCAUCUUUGAGUUCCUGAAGGGCUACAUGGAUGACUCGGAGCCAGCACUACUCACAUUAUUGAAAAAGACCUUGAAUGCAGAACGUGUUGACAAAGCAAAAUCUUCGCUGGAGACUUCCGAGUUUGCAGAUGGGCUGAAGGACCAGGCAGCAGCUCCAGAGGCCUUGGGAAGGGCAGAGGGCUCAGCCAGAGCUCCAGAGGCUUUGGAAAGGGCAGAGGGCUCAGCCAGAGCUCCAGAAGCUCUGGGAAGGGCAGAGGGCUCAGCCAGAGCUCCAGAGGCCUUGGGAAGGGCAGAAAGCCCAGCCAGAGCUCCAGAGCCUGCAGGAGCAACAGAAGACCUGGAGGGAGCUGCCAGCCCUGCACAAAGGGCAGCUGGUCCCACAGCAGCUCCAGAGAUUAUGGAAGAAGACAGUGGCCCUGCAGCAACUACGGAAUCUAUGGAAGUCACUGACCCAGCAGCAACACCUGAACACUUACCAGCAGCAUAUGAAAUUCUGAAAGGCACUUCAGAGUCUAUGGAAAAAGCUAAAGAACCAGCAGCAGCAACCCCAGAACUCCCCAGAGUGUCCACCAGGGAACCAGAAAGGCAGCCCCCCGGAGCUGUAACCUCGUAUGGGAUUUCUGUUCUGAGAGAAGCUUUCAAGAUCCUGUCGGACUCCAGGGACCCGGACGCACUUUUCACCAAACUGGACGAAACAGACUUGCCUUCCCCCAAGCAACUGUCUCCUUCUGUAUCCCACAGAACCAAGAGACGCAGAGAAGAGGAGAAUCAAACUUCUGAGACCUCAGAGCCUCCUGAAAUACCCCGUAACGUCAAAAACUUGUUCAGCAUAAGCAAUCUGAUCGUGGACUUGGAUGGCUCCUCCAGCAAGUCGAGCGAGUGCCCUGACUCCUCCCAGGAGCACGUGGUCUCUUCUGCUUCCAAACCUGCUCCGAAAUUGCCUGAUGAGCCCUUGUCUGCUCAGAGUGAGAAGUCCAUCCAAGGAAGGUGGAACAGCUCGUGUGGCACAGAGGAGAAGGACAGUUGGAGUGAUGAGGAUGAGCUUUUUGCAAAUGCAGCAGCACUGGAGAAAAGCAAUGUUACCAAAAACUCCAGCUCCAAGAAACAGAAAUGGACCAUGCAGGAGAGCGAGUGGAUCAAGGAAGGGGUGCAGAAGUAUGGAGAAGGGAGGUGGAAAGCCAUUUGCCUCAAGUACCCCUUCCAGAACCGCACCUCGGUGAUGAUCAAGGAUCGCUGGCGGACCAUGAAGAAACUGGGAAUGCUCUGAAGCUGGGAGCCACAGGACUUUCUUUACUUUAGUUUUUGGACCUUAGUUUGUUUUUGGAAGCUGGACCAGAGUGUUGUCUAUGCCAGUGUGGGAAGCCCUGUGACACCAAAAGCAUGACUAACAGGAAUCCAAAAGCCUUGUGCUCCAGGUCUAUGUGCAAAGAUCAGUGUGCUGCAGGUGGCAGGGGCUGUGCAGCCUCUCAAAGUGAACUUAGAACCACCUGGGUUGAGCCUUCCCUGUCCACCUGACCACUGCAGCCUCUGGAAUGAAUCCCAGCUGUUUGCUCUGCUCAGGUGUGAUCAGUAAGAUAAUCUCAUAGGUGACUAUUUUUUUGUAUUUUAGUUGUCUGUUCUCUGAAUCACGUGCAUCAUCUGUUUGCCAUCAUUCCCUUGUGGAAGAGAGGCAGCACUGAGUCCCAGAGCUUCUGUGGGGAGGAGAUCCAAGCAAUAGGAUCUACUUGGAUUUUUUUUUUUCCCUCCCAUUCAUUUCUGCUUUGUAAAUAACUAGUCUGUGAUGAGAAAUUCCUCCCAGCUCUGAGGCUUUAAAAACUAAAAUAUCUUUGUGUUUCAGUACUUGAAACUGUUUGUUUCCAUGCUAAAAAUUUUAGUUCUGUCUGAUUUUGGUCAUGUUUUCUUUGCACUUUUCCUGGUAAUAUCCUUAGUGUGUGUGAGCUCCAAGGGUUCCACGUGUUCCUGCCUUCAAGUGCCAAAGCUGGAACACUCAUUUGUAAAAUAAAGUUCCUUUCUUGUUUACUAUCAA
Messenger RNA from Sturnus vulgaris (Common starling), 2619 nucleotides. It is a transcript of the gene TERF2, whose product is annotated as telomeric repeat binding factor 2. Lineage: Eukaryota; Metazoa; Chordata; Aves; Passeriformes; Sturnidae. Gene Ontology annotation, molecular function: G-rich strand telomeric DNA binding; double-stranded telomeric DNA binding; protein homodimerization activity. Gene Ontology annotation, cellular component: chromosome, telomeric region; shelterin complex; nucleus. Gene Ontology annotation, biological process: negative regulation of telomere maintenance via recombination; protection from non-homologous end joining at telomere; negative regulation of telomeric D-loop disassembly. The record is from RefSeq and is a predicted model, not a curated record.